Molecule: messenger RNA, 1491 nt
Organism: Esox lucius (northern pike)
Lineage: Eukaryota; Metazoa; Chordata; Actinopteri; Esociformes; Esocidae
Gene: sftpba
Product: surfactant protein Ba
Exons: 12
Coding region: 47-1111 (354 amino acids)
Biological process (GO): sphingolipid metabolic process
Cellular component (GO): lysosome
Source: RefSeq, a predicted model, not a curated record
CAGAACUUAUUUUUCAAGUAAAGUCUUAAUAGAGAGACUGACUUUAAUGAUGGCAUCUUUAAAGCUGGUAUUCAUUGUCUUAAUGGCCUAUCAGACAACAGCUUUGGCAAGAGUUGUUAUUGCAGAGGAGACUCAAAAUGCCUGGGACAAGGUGAAGAUAGGGGACAGCUGCCAGGAAUGCACCCAAAUAGUGGAACUCCUUGAAGAUCUUCUCUCCAACACAGAUGUGCAGACACAAAUCAGGAGCGAGCUUGAGAAACUGUGUGACCUCAUGCCAGGCCCUGCAGCCCCUAAACUAUGCCGGGAGAUGGUGGAUAAAUACCUCCCUCUGGCCAUCACCUUCCUCACCAGCAUGGCUAAACCUGCUGAGGUGUGUUCCAUGUUGGGACUGUGUAACCCCACGACCGCCAGCCAACUCACCCAAAUGCUGACCAAUCACAUUCAAGAGGACCUGAAGUCAUCCAUGACAAUGAGAAACGUGCAGUUCACUCCACAGUGUACCUUCUGUGUUUAUCUUAUCAAGUCACUGGAGAACAUGCUGCCCAAAGUAAGAACUGAGGUGGCUGUGAUUGAUCUGCUGGGAAAGGUGUGUGUUAUUCUGCCCAAGUCCUACAGACAGCAGUGUGAGAACCUAAUAGAGAAGUAUGGUAAGAUACUGAUGGACAUGCUCCUGACCUACGCCACUCCUGAAGCCAUAUGCACCCUCAUUCAAGUCUGUGACCGCAUGGACACGCCUAUCCUCAUGAGCAAUCCAUCUGACUGUGACUCCUGUCUGACCCUGGCGGUUUUGACUCGUCUCCAGCUGGGCUCCAAUGCCUCAGAGCCUCAGACCAGCUCCUUUCUGGACUCAGUCUGCCAGCUUUACCUCAAUGCCCUCCCUAAGUGCGAUGGAUUUACCCAGCGCCAUGGACACCAGCUGAAAGGGGUUCUGGGUCAACCAGACUCUGCCCUUGAUGUGUGUGAGAGAAUUGGUCUGUGUGGUGGAAUAAGAAAGGCAGGUGAACAGGAAAGGAACAUGUGCUCUCCGGGCGAUAACUACAUGUGCAGAAACCUGAAGACUGCCCAGGAGUGUGGGACGGUGUCCUUCUGCCAGAAGUAUGUUUGGAAAUGAGUAUCUAUGGCCAGCCCCUAAUAUCCAACUGGAUGACGGAUGAUUCAAUACCUUGGAGGAGGAUGCAGCCUUUACAACAAUGGAUGAUCCCAAAUCUAUCAACAUCAUAUUCCAAACAUUGCAUAUUUACUUGGUCAAUUAUUUUCUGGUAACACUUUCUGCAUAUUAACCCUGCACUGAACAGCUAUUCUUAACAUUUUGAGUGAACUCUACAGAGCAACUAAAUGGCUUCCAGGGCCUGGAGAUUUCUUAGAGUACAUGAUAAAAACAUGAACUGAAACCAUCAACACGGAAUAUACAUUGUCAAUAUAGGUGGCUCAUGCUAAUGGCAGCAGUGGUGUUGAACACAAAAUACAUCAUAAAUAAUGUUGACAUGCUAA